CCGUUGGACCGUGACGCACCAACGGGCCAGGCGCGCUGGCGUCUGACGGUCACGGCCACGGACGGGCAGUACACGGCCUCCACUGACGUACUCGUCAACCUCAAAGACGUCAACGACAACGCACCCGUCUUCCCGCAUGACGUCAUCGACGCACACGUCUUGGAAAACUCGAUGCCAGGAACUACCGUGGCGGUAGUGACUGCGCACGACGCAGACGACCCGCAUGAAGGCGACAACGCCCGCCUGUCGUAUUCGCUGCUGAAGAACGUCAUUGAUGAACGCUCUCGCCUGCCUAUGUUCACAGUUGACAGGCAGACGGGGGCUCUGCGUACGGCCGUCUGCUGUCUAGACAGGGAGCACACGUCGUCUUACGGGCUUGUGCUUGCUGCUACUGACGGAGGAGGUCUUCAAGGUACUUGUACCGUUACCGUAAACAUCGACGACGUCAACGACGUUCCUCCUUCCUUCGUGCGAUCGCACGUCGAUGUCUUGGUCCCCGAACAUCGUCAACCAUCUUUCCAGCGUUCUUCGUCCCAAGGAGCUUCUCCAUCCAACGGAGCAUCGUCAUCCAACGGAGCAUCGUCAUCCAACGGAGCAUCGUCAUCCAACGAAGCAUCGUCAUCUCCCGACGUUUCGUCAUCCGACGAAGUUCCUUCGUCUAUCGAAGUCACGUUGCCCAAGGAAGCACUAUCAUCCAGCGCAGUGUUGUCUUCCAACAGAGAAUUUCCCUCCCGCGGCCUUCCAUCGUCCAAAUCUCGCAGCAACGUCUCUGAAAAUUUCAUCUCGACUCUCGUGGUGACGGAUCCUGAUACAAGCAACGUGUUUGCAUACCGGGUGGUGCCAGGGAGCGGCCACGGCUGGCAGCUGGUGGAAGUGGCAGCAAACACAGCUGGUGCUGACCUGUUCUCUAGAGUGCCGCUGGAUUUUGAGAACCCACAGCACAGAGCGGGACUCAACUUUAGAGUGCAGGUCACCGAUCAGGGCGACAUGCCGUGGAGCUCGCACCCCCGCGCGUCGGAACGCUCUGUCACGGUCACCGUCCAGGCUGACACCCGUGACUCUCUCUCUCUCUGACACCCGUGACUGUAGGG
Hyalella azteca is the source of this 1091-nucleotide messenger RNA. Its product is annotated as cadherin-24. The annotation marks the transcript as partial. Gene Ontology annotation, biological process: homophilic cell-cell adhesion. Gene Ontology annotation, cellular component: catenin complex; plasma membrane. NCBI's taxonomy places the organism in Eukaryota, Metazoa, Arthropoda, Malacostraca, Amphipoda, Hyalellidae. The transcript has 5 exons. Gene Ontology annotation, molecular function: calcium ion binding; cadherin binding. The record is from RefSeq and is a predicted model, not a curated record.